CAGCAAACAAAAUUUUAUAAAAUCUGAGCAAUCAAUCAGCUACCGAGUAAGCGACCAUUCCUUGAGUUGAUUUUUGGUAUAAAGCAACUAUAAAGUCAAAUUCAUCAUGUUGGCAAAAUUACCUUUAUUACAGUCAGCUUUAGUCCGAAAUGCUGCUGUAAUGUCUCGCGCAUUGUAUCAUCAUCAAGGACCUUACAAACACUCAACAAUGGAUGAUUUGCCAGUUCCACAAGGUGACUGGCAAGAAGAUUAUCAAAGAAAGCAAACUAAAUAUAACGCAGUUUUGGCAACUGGAAUAUUGAUGUUAGUCAGUGCUAUUGGACUGGCUAAAUCUACUGGUUCAAUUGAAUUAAAUUUUUCACCACCAAGGUUGGAUUAGACAAAAUUUUCCUGCAUAUGGAUUACAUUUAUAAGUAAAAGUAAGAUGUGAAGUGUUUUAAAUAAAGUAGAUUAAAACAAAACGAGA
Molecule: messenger RNA, 466 nt
Organism: Condylostylus longicornis
Lineage: Eukaryota; Metazoa; Arthropoda; Insecta; Diptera; Dolichopodidae
Gene: COX7B
Exons: 4
Coding region: 107-379 (90 amino acids)
Source: RefSeq, a predicted model, not a curated record